CCUCCCGCCACUGCCUGGCGCCCGCCCGGAGGCUGUUUUUCCACUGGCUGGUGCGAACCAUCCAUCUUACGGGUUCUGCCUCUUUCCUGGAGUUAAACUUUUCUGAAGACACCACAAGCCCCAGGCCCUGCUGGUCUCUCCGGAGCAGAAGCAAAGCAGGAGGGAGCCCGCCGAGGGGGCGGGCUGGCCCAUGCCCAGGAGCUCCAAUGUCCUCACCCCACUUGCCCAGCUCCGUGGAGGCCAAGGCCACCGGUGCCCGCAGCGGACCCCAGCAUUCCUGAGAGGAGAGCAAGGACCAGAAUGACUUACCCUCUUUUCACAGAUGAGGACACUGAGGUCCGGAGAAAGGGCAUGAAGUAUGUUGAGAGCCAGGAUCUCCUAAACCAGUCCAGAGCCUGAGGUCUCCAAAAUGAGAAGGUUCUUGUGAACUCCAGGGAUGCUGCACCAGGCUCACCACUGACUGGAGGCCCCUUCCUCCACCCCCCACCCCCCCACAUCACAGGGGCAAGUCCAAGUCCCUUAUCCACCAGGACACCUACUCUGGCUUUUAUACCCAUGGGCUAGACACCUUGAGGACACACCCUCCAAAUAGUCCUAGGUCCCCCAGCACAUUAGCAGUACCUGGAAUCCCAAAGGGAAAGGCAGUCAACAGCCCACAGUCCCCAAUGCCACAGGGCCAGUCCUAGUCCCCACAUCAAAGGAAGCUUGUGGUGAUGACGAGAACCUAAGUGUCUGAGGCAGAUAGAGCUGAGCUUGAGUCUCAGCUCUGCCAUUCAUAUGUGAGCCCGAUAAGCACUCACCCCAAGGAAGCCUCCACCUUCCCUACGUGCACUGGGAUAUCAGAGCUCAGAGCAGGAUCUUGACGAUGGGCAAUGAGGGAUGUAACGCGCCCGACAUAGUAAGAGCUCAGUGAACAGUGGCUAUUCUCAUUCCACCCAGGCCCUGGGGCUCCCCGAGUCUCCUUCCUUUCCCAGCCUGACUAUGCAAGAUCCCCUCGGUCCCUGUUUUUAGAGGCAAAUACUGAUCAGUCAUCUACAGUCCCACAGGAAGCACCAGGCCAGCCACUGCAGGGGAUCAAAUGGCAAGACUGUGCCCUGCCUUCAGGGGCCUGUAGCCUGUGCGUUUUCCUAGUCCCACCAGGAGCCACUGUCCCAGUCUCCUCCUGCCUCCACCCUUGCCAUCGGUCCCCCAGCUGACCCGUCACCAUGGCAGCCCUGAUCGCAGAGAACUUCCGCUUCCUAUCACUCUUCUUCAAGAGCAAGGAUGUGAUGAUUUUCAACGGGCUGGUGGCACUGGGCACGGUGGGCAGCCAGGAGCUGUUCAGUGUGGUGGCGUUCCACUGCCCUUGCUCACCAGCCCGGAACUACCUGUACGGGCUGACAGCCAUCGGUGUGCCCGCCCUGGUGCUCUUCCUCAUUGGCGUCAUCCUCAACAACCAUACCUGGAACCUGGUUGCCGAGUGCCAGUACCGGAGGACCAAGAACUGCUCGGCUGCCCCCAACUUCCUCCUUCUAAGCUCCAUUGUGGGCCGCGCAGCCGUGGCCCCCAUCACCUGGUCUGUCAUCUCUCUGCUGCGCGGUGAGGCCUACGUCUGUGCUCUCAGCGAAUUUGUGGACCCCUCUUCGCUCACAGCUGGGGAAGAGAGUUUUCCACUGGCCCAGGCCACAGAAAUCCUGGCCACGUUCCCGUGUCGGGAGGGCCCUGCCCGCCUGUCAGGUUUCCGGGAGGAGGUCAGCCGCAGGCUCAAGUACGAGUCCCAGCUCUUCGGGUGGCUGCUCAUCGGUGUGGUGGCCAUCCUGGUGUUCCUGACCAAGUGCCUCAAGCACUACUGCUCACCGCUCAGCUACCGCCAGGAGGCCUACUGGGCGCAGUACCGGGCCAACGAGGACCAGCUCUUCCAGCGCACGGCCGAGGUGCACUCGCGGGUGCUGGCUGCCAACAACGUGCGCCGCUUCUUCGGCUUCGUGGCACUCAACGAGGAUGACGAGCAGCUGGUUGCCAAGUUCCCAGUGGAAGGCACACAGCCACGGCCACAGUGGAACGCCAUCACCGGCGUCUAUUUGUACCGCGAGAACCAGGGCCUUCCACUCUACAGCCGCCUGCACAAGUGGGCCCAGGGUCUGGUGGGCAACGGCGCAGCCCAAGACAACACAGAGAUGGUCCUGCUCGCCUCCUAAGGGUCCUGUUCCCACACUCUUUGCCAAUGACACGACUCGGUCCCAAACAGAACCCCAUGGCCUGUUCACAUCAGCAUCAGAGGGGAAUUUUUUUUGGGGGGGGGCGGUGGGGCACUUGUGGGAUCUUAGUUCCCCAACCAGGGACUGAACCUGCACCCUCGGCAGUGAAAGCGCGGAGUCCCAACUACCUGACUGCUAGGGAAUUCCCCAGAGGGGAUUUUUUUUUUUUUUUUUUUUUAACCAUAGCUUUUGGGGGAAACAGGCCAGGAAAAAGUAACACAAAGUAAAACUGGGGAACAGAUGUGAGAGCUAGUAGACAACGUGGUCAGCUCCGGCAGGAAGGCUCUCAGACCUGAAGAAAUUCCUUCUCCUGUUGCCACCAGCCACAUGGUCAACAGCUUUGGAGAAAAGACCCUUUCCCAGAACUGGUCCUUAAUUAACUACGAUGUGGAUGACCUUUGAGUGGUAGGACCCAGUCCCACCGGUCUGUGAAGCCCUGGACAGCAGAGCCAGGUGACAAUGAAACUCACCAGCAGGCUCCUUGUGCGGAACACUGUGUGUAACUGUAUAUGGACACCUGGCCCGGUGCUGCUCACCUGGGAAGCAGCCCCCAAUGUACGCCUCUAGCUUUAUUUUCUAUAAAUUUUUGAUAUAAAGUUUUUCUUAGUAUAAAGGA
Messenger RNA from Orcinus orca (killer whale), 2853 nucleotides. RefSeq names its product calcium homeostasis modulator family member 2 (gene CALHM2). Gene Ontology annotation, molecular function: monoatomic cation channel activity. The record is from RefSeq and is a predicted model, not a curated record. The transcript is spliced from 3 exons. NCBI's taxonomy places the organism in Eukaryota, Metazoa, Chordata, Mammalia, Artiodactyla, Delphinidae. Bases 1206 to 2177 code for a protein of 323 amino acids.